AUGAAGAAAAAGGAGAAAAACGUUAAGGUGGAAACGGCCAUUUUUAUCGAUAGAGACCUUUAUAGGCACAUGGAAAAUAAUUUUCCAAACGACACCGAAAGAAAUUUAUUUAGAUUCGUUUUGGCUAUGAUAAAUGCCGUUCAAUUGCUGUAUCAUGAUUCCUCGUUAGAAUUUAACGUUAGUUUUGUUUUGAAAAGACUGGAAGUACUCUAUACCGACCCACCGGAAUUGCAAAGAUCUCACGACAUUGAUAGAUAUUUAAAUAAUUUUUGUUCUUGGCAAGAAAAAGAAAACGCGUUGAAAAAUAAUAAUCCUUCGUUGCAUUGGGAUCAUGCUCUAAUGUUAACCGGAUUGGAUUUAUAUGCCAUUGGUAAAAGUGGAAAACUAUCAAAUCAGGUACUAGGUUUGGCACCCGUGGCGGGAAUGUGUAAACCAUCGAGUAGUUGUACUGUUAAUGAAGGUUUACACUUUGAAAGCGUUUACGUCGUUGCCCAUGAAAUAGGACAUAAUCUUGGUAUGAGACACGAUGGGCCAUCAGCUGAUAAUGAAUGCGAUCCUAGUUCGCAUAUAAUGUCACCGACUUUGGGAAGUGGAAAAAGCACUUGGUCGCCUUGCAGUAACAGAUAUUUGGGACAAUUUUUAGAUUCGCAAGCAAAAUGCCUUUUCGAUACAUCUGAAGUAGAAUUGGAUCAUUCAGAAGGAGGAAAACUCCCAGGGGAAAGAUUCGAUGCCGAUCAACAAUGCAUGUUAAAAUAUGGAAAACUUAGCGAAAGGUCACCGACGCAAAACAUAGAAGAAAUUUGCAGGGAUUUACGAUGUACCAAAGAACGAUAUACCUGGACAUCUCAUCCCGCUUUGGAAGGCACAAAAUGCGGUUUAAAUAAAUGGUGCCGUUUUGGUCGUUGCAUAUAUAAAGAACAAGAAGAAAUGUUUGAAAGAAUAACAGAUGGCGGUUGGAGUUCAUGGAGUUCUUAUUCGGAUUGCGCUUCAGCGUGUCUUUUAGGAAACAGUUAUAACGAAGUAGGGAGUACUGGGAUAACAAUAGUAUCUAGAACUUGCAACAAUCCGAGAAUUUGUAAAGGAAACGAUAAAAAGUAUAAAACAUGUGAAGCGAUACAAUGCUCUAACGUUCCACCUUUAACAGUAAAAGAAUUUUCCGAGCAAAUAUGUCGAAGAGGAAGAGAAGUUGAUAAAAAUUUAAUUGGUGUGGGAUUUCAAAAAAAUGAUUCAAACGCCGAAGAAGCUUGUACGGUCUGGUGUCGUCUUUUUAAUGGGGGAGCAACAAGUAAGGGAUGGGUUUACCCUGACGGAACCUCUUGUCGUACCAGUACGCCAACGAAUAAUCCAAUGUUUUGCGUUUCCGGAAGAUGUGAAGAAUUUCACUGUCAUCCUGGAAAAGAAUCGACGUUUGUCGCGUCCGAAAAAUUCUGCAAACCUGAGUUCACUCAAAUACCAAUUUCUUAUACGAGUUGGAAACCGAUAGGCCCUUGUCGAUACAAUUGUAUAACACCCGCCACGGGUUUGAGAGUAUUAAAAAGAGGGACUAAAUAUAAUAUUCAACUCUGUCAAUCAUUGAAUUGUAAUAAAAAGACGACAUUUUUCGAGUAUGCAACGAGUCUUUGCAGUCGAUAUAAAUCACGUGUUAAAAAAAUUUCUGGAUUAGGUACUCAACUAGCAGCAACAUUAGAAGAUCCUGAUCGACCGUGUCAUGUAGCAUGUCAAGACGAAAACGUAUCGCACAGGUUUUAUCUUGUUACGGGUGAGGAUGGUUGGUUUCCUUUUGGUACCGAUUGUAGUCGCGGAACGGUAGGGAAAAGAGCUUAUUGCGUUAGUGGAAAAUGUUUGGAAUUCGGGAAAAACAACAUGCCUAAAAUGGAAAGCAAAUUGACGUUUUUAAACGUUAGAAGAAAAAGAAGUUUUGAUUUGCAAAAUAAAACAGUAACAGCUACGGUAGACUCGUUGGCCGUUCAAAAAUUAAUUGAAAUUUUAAAUGAAGGAGAAAGUCAGUAUUCAAAUUUUACUCCUCUAACCAUAGAUUUCGAAAAUCCCAUACACGUAAAACCAGAAUGGGAAAAUAUGAGAUCAAUUUUAAAAAGCAAUGAAUCGAAUAAUUAA
This is a messenger RNA of Pediculus humanus corporis (human body louse), 2115 nucleotides long. Its product is annotated as ADAMTS-4 precursor, putative. Lineage: Eukaryota; Metazoa; Arthropoda; Insecta; Psocodea; Pediculidae. Gene Ontology annotation, biological process: proteolysis; extracellular matrix organization. The transcript has 15 exons. Bases 1 to 2115 code for a protein of 704 amino acids. The record is from RefSeq and is a predicted model, not a curated record. Gene Ontology annotation, molecular function: metalloendopeptidase activity. Gene Ontology annotation, cellular component: extracellular matrix.